Varroa destructor (honeybee mite) is the source of this 3802-nucleotide messenger RNA. RefSeq lists its product as uncharacterized. The record is from RefSeq and is a predicted model, not a curated record. Lineage: Eukaryota; Metazoa; Arthropoda; Arachnida; Mesostigmata; Varroidae.
UGUUUGUAAACGGUGUUGACUGUUUAAGCACCCGUGGCUUAUAAAACAUAAAGACAACAUUUAUUGUGAAAUGGAAGGGUUAUUGUUGACAGUAUACAUAUACCAGACACCGGUGAGUGCUGUGAGUGAACUGUAAAUUUCUGGCUAUCCAAUUUAUGUGACAAUUCUGCAUACAGUAAUGCUACCGAAGUUCGUUGGGAACGCAGCGCUAUCUCGAAUGCAUCGUCUGUCGUAUCAGAAGCCUAUAUCUUACCUGACAUAACUUCCCUAAAGGUUGACCGUUUCUAUGUAAAAAGAUGUUCCGAAAUGCCUAAUUUGCUUGUGGAAGGACAGAGUAUGCAGUCCAUCGUUGCCGUUGAAAGCCUUUGCAUAAGGAACGAAGACAACAACUCGGGUAGGAUGGUAAUUGCUUCAGUGGAAUCAUUGGCGGCAGAUGUGCCACGAGCGGACGGCAUCAAGGUGAAAUCCGCAGGUCAGAAUGGCAACAAGACUGGUCACGAUAGUCAGACAGGGAGAAGGCGUAAUACCCCUGCUCAGAGUCAUGCGUUUUCUGGCCCUGCAGCCAAAGGAAAUAGGGUGUGGCUAGCAGAAGUGAUUGAGCUUUCGGAUAGCGAUGAUGAAGUGUGUGUAACCAAAGUUGAAGCUCCCAAAGUAGCAAAACCAAGUCAUCCUAUCCCAAAAUUAUCCAACACAGACUCAAACUUAAGUUUGCAAUCGCCAGUGAUUCGCACGAAUUCAUGCCGUCCAGUGCCAACUGCGGUAAGGGGAGCAUCACGCCCUGUAGCUAGCACACCUGCCACUACAGCUGCUCUGAACGAUUCGAUUCAGAUACAACCCAAGGUGCGCCCACCAAUACCUCCUAACACAAGUUGCGGAGUUCGUCCUGGACUCAUGCCUCGAUCGGGAGCAGGUAUGGAAAUCGUUUAUCGAAAUUUCUUUUCGCCGUCAGAAAUUCGGGCUUCGCACUCUCGGGCGUCCGUGGCAAGCGCAUCGUAUUCUGGGCGCCGCGGUCGGCCUCCGUUAGCGCGUGCAGCAUCUCUCCUACACAGUAUCAUCACUCAGUCUACACAAACAAUGACCAAAAACGCGAACGUGCAAAAUGGUAGAGCUUUACAUGUUCUUAAUGGUGGCCACGUUCAAACCGAGCGCCCGGGAUCUAAUCCAAGAACUAUUUCUGCACCUGUUGUCCUCGCAGAUGGUAAAGUGAGACAGACUCGACCGUGUAUCAUACAAUCCCCUGCCCAGGUUGAGCGUACUGCACCUCGACCACGAGUUGCACUGCCUGACUCCUCAGUGCCAAGGUAUCCAACAACACCAACUAGUCUUCGAAGCGGAAGGUAUACGCCGUAUAUGGAUAGCCCUGCAAACGUGAUACACGUAUCCAACAGCACAUCACGUCCAAUAGAAAAUCCGGCAUGCGUAUCUGCUACAAUACAGCAGAAGCCAUAUGCUGUACUGUCUUCAACAAUGGAUGCUUCGACACGUGGAAAACCACCCCGCAUCACUGUACAAAGUCCGCGAAAGGCUUCAGGCAUCUCGAAUCGAUCCGGCACUCUAAUAACGCAUCGUCGAGUCACUAAAAAAGAAGUUAAAAACUUACAUUUGGAUCAAAUUGACGCACUCGUCAUGAGGUACGGGAGUGUCGUACUGAAAGAAAUAACAUUAGAUGAGAUCGUCGCCAAAGGUAUGGGUGAGUGGAAAAUACCCAAGAAUAUUAAGAUAACUCCACGUCGGUUUCCGCCGCGACAGUUCAAAGCUCCAGUCGCUUUAGCUGAUCAAAUUGUGGAAAUAUCCUCGGAUGAUGACGACGACGACGACGACAAUGAUGCAAAAUGGUCGCCAGUCAGAAUUAAACGUGAAAAGGCGGACUCAGACGGGUCAAUGUGUCCUGGAUCAAUAAAGCCCCAAGUUAGUGAGACAGCAGCGCCAAAAGAGCGAUUGAUGGCUGGGCUUGGUUUAGUAUCAAAACCUGAAGCGAACCGACUGCGAACAGUUAGACCCUUGAAGAAGGAUAUUGUAGCUGUUCUCAAGGAUCGGCGAACGAUUAAGAGGUAUAUUACAUGUCCGUUAGUCUCUAUUGUGAAGGCGGACUGUAUUUAUAAAUACGUUUUAGCCAAACGUAUAAUGAGACCCCAGGCUUUCCGUUGCACGCGUCAGGAGCCUAACAGAACCACAAAGCAGAAGAAGCGGCGUAGCAAAUCGACAUUUUUAACUAAGCUCAGAAAGAAAGCAAAACCAGAUGUAAGGGUGGAAUCCGCGGUGAAAAAUGAGUUAAUAUCGGCGAAUUCGGUUGUUAGCGAUGGGGGCAGUGAUACCGAGAUAGACGCAGAUUUCAAUCAGACGUCACCUUUACCACAGCUGAGAUCAUCCGAAUCACUAUCUAAGGCAGAUAUACAUGCGAUGUCUAAUAUCAACAACAGGGCAGAACUCCAAAAGGUCAUAGCUAAUUCCGAGGCGGCGUGUAUAUGGACGUCCUUCAGCACAGCACAGGCACAGAACAACACCUGGUGUCCUAUCGUGAUCCUUCGAAAAAUCAAUAUUGACCAUAUGAACACCAUUGAAAAGUGUAACGCGCUGGUGCGUCCCACAAAUUCACAGGAAAAGAGAAGCUUUCAAGGUGCGCGCCCCAUGGAAAGGCGGUGUUGUCAUUGCCGGUUCAGUUGUCUAAAUAUGACGAGCCUCCGAGAACAUUUCUGGGACUCCCAUGGCAUCAAGCUGUCCGACUGAGCUGGAUCACAUCCGUAGAGAAGAAUAAACCACUGAUACUGCGCGGUUCGACGACGAAAACACUGUUUAGCCCGCUGUUUCCUUCAAAGAAGAGUAACUUGCUCAAUACUUUAGAGCCACAUAUCUCUUUGUUUGCCAUGCUACAAUGCCGUGGCACAAAAAACUAUUCAUGAAGGCUAACCGAGGUUCGAAGCAAUGUUUCGAAGCCUCAAACUUGCACAGUAUGAGAUUAAUUAUUCUGAAACAUGAAAUGUUGAAUUUGUAUAUAAGAUAGUUACAAAAGUGACAAUGCCAUAUUCGCUUCGACACAAGUUACAAUGUGAUAGAGUCAUGAUAUGUAUAUAUGAAUGUACAAAAUAAAUUGUCUAUAGAUGAUAAAUGUUAGAUAUGUACUCGAAACUAAAUACUUUUAAUAAUCUAUUCCAUUAGUAUUUGGUUUUCACUUGUACUUCUGCUGACUUAACUAGCACCUCCCGUUGAGGGCAGCAAGACACUGUCAUGCUCAGCAAUCAUUUGGUUAUAAGGUAAUGGGAUGUACGUCGGGGAAUUGUUGCAUGAAGAACGCAGACUAUCAGGACAUAUGUUGAACGUAUAAACCGUCUAUAACCAGACGUUGCCGUGAUGGCAUAGUGGGUAACAUAUGAACCUGCUAACCUUAGGGACAGUAGGAUGGUCCAGCUUCGAACCCGGUACACCUAGUUUCGUGCUGGGAGCCAUGUAAUGCCUAACGGCGAUACUAGACGUAACACUUGAGACAUAGAGAUAUCUAGAAGAUUAUUUAUUUUACUUAUUUUGACAGAAGAACAUAUAUUUUAGAUAGUACUGCAAAACGAAAAGAACGCCUAAGCAUCACAAGGGUUUAUUGUAAGCAGUCUGAAAAAACCGUACCUCUGUUUUCCGUUGUAGAUUUGCUUCGGCUUAUGUUUUCUGACGGAGUUGACUAUAUAUGUACGUAACGAAAUUGCUGCAUAAAGUUUCGGGCAGCGUAAGCUCAAGUUCUUGUUCUUGCGAUUCUGCAUGUACAUGAAUGAGAAUGUUACAUAGGAAAGGUGGCCGUCCGGCUUCGCGGUUGUCG